AAGAGGGAGCUGAUGGAGGCGGACCAGAGGCGGGUUCUAUCUUCUGAGCAUGCUCCGUGGGAGCCCUCGGAGCGCAGCCCUGACGUCAGCAUCAGCAUCACCACGGAAACGGGCCAGACCAGGCUGGAGCUGGAGGGGAUUGAGCUGGGCUGCCCCAGCCCUGAGGAGCCCCUCGCCGGCGGCCGAUUGGACGAGAGCAGGCGGGAGGGGGAGCCUGCCGGGGGCGGGGCUAGGGAGGCGGGGGAAGGGCGGAGGGUGGUGCCACCUGACGUGGUUCAGCGAGGCCACGCCCUCGUCUACCCUGACAUCACCAACUUCCUGUCUGUGGAGUCCAGGGGGCGAGGUCAUCACGGAGUCAACUCCCGCUACAGCGAGAGCAACUUCAGUGUGGAGGAGCAGGAGGGCUCGAGGUUGGAGAUGGAGUCAUGUGACCAGUACUCCAUGGCAGCAGAGAAGGACUCUGGCCGCUCUGACGUGUCUGACAUGGGCUCAGACAGCGUCUCAUUGGCUGACGACGACCAGGACACGCCGCCCGGGGGCCAGGCCCACCGCACGCUGCGCUCCGCAGCCCUGUCACUCAAGCUCCUCCACGACCAGGAGGCGGACCAGCACAGCGCCCGGCUCUUCGUCCAAUCGCUGGCCACCCUGAUGCCCCGCCUCCUGGCCUUAAGAGACCCCUCCCAACUGGACCUCCUCCUGCAGAACUCCUCCUCCUCCUUCUGCUCUGGACUACAAGCUGGCGGGGUCGGUUCUCCGGGCUUCGAGGGGGACGACGGUCUGACCUGUCGGUCGCUGAUGAACGCAGACGGUCUGUACCUGGUGUCGUACUACGCUCUGCUGCUCAACCUGAAGCUCUGCUGCAGUGAUCACUACCUCCACCCCUCCACCCUGCCGGCCGCCCUGGGCCAGAAGGAGUUUGUGCAUGCGGUCCAGGCCAGUGGGGUGCUGGUGCUGCUGUCCCCAGUCUGGAUUGAGGAGCUUUACCAGCAGGUUCUGCUGAGGAACCUCCUGGGAGACGCCGGCUACCAGAACCAGCACACCGCCACGCUAGUUAGCAUACUAACAGACAUUGACGGGUUGGGGAGCAGCGCUAUUGGAGCUCAGAUGAGGAACUCCGGCCAAUCAGCAUCCAGCUGUAACCAGCGGACCAGCAGUGAGGCUGUCCUGGCAGGGCGUGUGUUCUCCCGCUCCGUCCUGGCCGCGGUGUGGGGGUCCCUGAUGGACGUCCUGUCGGCGUGUCUGACAGGGGCCGGGGGUCGUGGGGUGGUCGGGGGUCGUGGGGGGGUCGGGGGUCAGAGCCAGAGAGAGAGAGACACCAUCUGCCUGAGCCUGGACGGCCUGCGCCAAGCCGCCGCCCUCAGCUGUUCCCUCGGUUUGGCCGCUCAUUGUGAGUCCGCUCUUGCCCAGAUGGCCGCAGCGUCCUGCGUUCAGGAAGACCGAGAGACAGCGGACCCCAACACACCCGUGAGACAGCAGGGCCUCCAUGUGUCUCAUGUCCUCUGUAUGGACGCCGUGCUCAGCGUGGGGCUGGAGAUGAGCAGCCACAACCCAGACUGCUGGACACACCUGCUCAGGGUGAGUGAGUACAUCAGCUCACUGGAACACGUCCACUUCAGUGACGUCUCGUCUCUGCCGUGUCUGACCCCCGUCACCCAGCAGGCCUCCCCCGUCUGCCUGGGGCUGGAUUUGAGCUGUGAGCCCAGGGCAGAGUCAUCUGAGCUGGGCCUGAGCCAGCCGGUCAUCCAGCCCGUGUCCAUCCAGGAGCUGCUGCAGGAGCAGGCCCGGGGGGGCGGGGCCCGGGGGAGCAGGGCCCGGCGGUUGGAGCUAACAGAAGGUAGCAUGCUAACUGGACCUAGCGCAGCCCAAGCCGUCCUCACACUCUCCACCCAGGCGGACAGGCUGUUCGAGGACUGCUCCGCCUCCCUGAAGCUGGAGGCUCUGGUCAGCUUCCUCUGUCAGCUCCGGAGAGCGUCCCAGAGGCAGAUCUUCACCUCCGUCAGCAGCACCACCCACUACACCCUGGCCAUGCCUGGUGAGUCCAGGUGUGGGCUGGACAGAUGUGUUUCCCUCCACCUGGUCCGACUGGGCGAGGCCGCGCUGCGAUUGGCUCGGGACCGGACACGCCCCCUCCUCCAUCUCAUGAGGACCUGGAGCGUGGUGGCGCCCCACCUGGUGGAGGCAGCCUGUCACAGGGAGCGCCAUAUCUCCCAGAAGGCCAUCUGUUUCCUCCACGACCUGCUGAUGGAGGUUCUGAGCAGCUGGGCGGAGCCUCCACACUUCCACUUCAACGAGGCGCUGUUCACCGCCUUCCAGCACGUCCUGCAGCUGGGGCGCUGUGACGAGGACGCCCAGGACCAGGUGGUGUCGUCUCUGGGCCAGCUGGUGGAGGCCUGCUCCCCUCAGAUCCUCUCAGGGUGGAGACCUCUGUUCAGCGCCCUGCGCACCCUACACACACACCAGGCAGAGCGCACACUGGGGGGGCCCCGGGCCCCUGUGCUGGACGUGUUCGAGGCGUUUGUCUCCACGGAGAGCAGCCAGGUGUUCGCCAGCGCCGCCUCAGACUACAUCAUGUGUCUCAUCAGGCUCAUCAAAGGACUGGGAGAGGAGAUAGGAGACUGUGUUCUGAGCCCCCCCUCCAGCUCCACAGACCUCUGCCUCCCGGCCCUCGACUACCUGCACAGGUGCUCCCAGCUCCUGGCUAAGAUCUACCAGAUGGCCACCAAGCCGGUGUUCCUAGGGGCGCGGCCGACUGGCCUGCAGGACCGCCCCCUCAGCAGCGAGGACCGCCCCCCCAGCAGCCAGGACCGCCCCCCCAGCAGCCAGGACCGCCCCCUCCACAGCCAGGACCGCCCCCCCAGCAGGGAGGACCGCCCCCCCAGCAGGGAGGACCGCCCCCCCAGCAGGGACGACGGGCUGGACUCUGUGCUGCAGGAGGUGGACGACGGAACAGGUUUGAUCCAGGUGUGGAUCCUGUUAUUGGAACAGCUGACUGCAGCCGUGUCCAACUGUCCUCGACAGCACCAGGCUCCCACUCUGCAACUCCUCUUCACCCUCCUGAGGGAACUCACCUGUGUACCAGGUCCGGGCUUCGCGGUCUUGGCCGUGGUCCAGCUGCUGCUUCCUGUGAUGACGCUGUGGCUGCAGCGUAGCCAUGGCGACCACACCUACUGGGACGCGGCCGGUGGCAACUUCAAACACGCCAUCGGCCUAUCAUGCGAGCUGGUGGUGGAUCACCUGACCAGCCUCAGCCAAUCAGGCCAUGAGUCUCUGAUGAACGUCAUGCUGAAGGACCUGCUGACCCUGCUGGUCUCCUGCGUCUCCGAGCCUGCAGAGACCAUCUCACGGGUGGGCUGCUCCUGCAUCAGGUACGUGGUGGUGAGUGGCGCUCCGAUCUUCACCGAGGAGAUGUGGAGGCUGGCAUGUUGCGCCCUGCAAGACGCCUUCUCAGUCACACUUGAGCCUGUCAAGAAGCUGCUGCUGUGCUUCAGGACGGACGGCGCCUCCGGAGACGCCUGCGAUGUGAAGGUCGCCGCGCCGACGCACUCCGCCUCCGCCGAGGCCGAGUACUGGAGGAUCAGAGCCAUGGCCCAGCAGGUGUUUCUGCUGGACUCUCAGUGCUCUCCUAAAACGCCCAAUCACAAGGAGGGCUUUGAGCACGCUCAGUCCUGCGUCCUCAUCAUCGAGCUCCCUGCUGACGGACUCACUCAGAGAAGGGUUCCAUUCAGAGACAUCGUGGUGAGCCUGCUGUCCCACCAGGUCCUCCUCCAGAACCUCCACGACAUCCUCCUGGAGGAGGGGGCUCCCCCCAGGGCCCCUCCUGGGACCCUCGGCUCCCGGCGGCCCGUGGGCUUCCUCCACCACCUCUCCAUGAGCAACCUGGCCACCAUCCUCGACCUGCUGAGGGAGUCCUACAAGACUGCGCGUGACUUUGACGCGCGGCCGGGUCUGAAGUACCUCCUCAUGAGGGUGUCUGGGGUCUGCGGCGCGGCCAACCUCUACCGCCAGUCGGCCAUGAGCUUCAACCUCUACUUCCAGACGCUGCUGUGCGCCCUGCUCAGCCAGGCCGACGGCAUGACCGCGCAACAGGUGAAGAAGAUGGUGUUUGAGGAAGAGGAGGUCACCUCUGAUUCCUCUCAGCCAGGAUCUGAUUCCUCUGAGGAUGAAGACAUCUUUGAAGAGACGGCACAGGUGAGCCCCCCGCGGGGGCGUGUCCGGCGGCCGGCCUGGUCCCCCCCCCGGCCCGCUCCCUCCCCCAGUGGGGGGGCGGGGGGGCCGGAGUGGGCGUGGCUUGUGUGCAGGCUGCAGCGGCUGUGUGUGGAGCUCAGCAGCAGCUACACACACAUCCACCAGGAGCAGGAGGGGGGAGGAGGCGUGGAGACCCGGGGAGGAGUCAUGCUCCUCCCUCUCUUCCCCUCGGAGACCUCCACCCCCACCUCCUGCAGGAGCACGCCCCUAGAGGAGGAGGGGCUUAGGGGACAGGGGGCGGAGCUAACUAGCAGCUCCCCAGGAGAGACCACACCCACUCCCAGCCCAGGAGUCAGCUCGGCGGUUCUCCCCCUGGCUGGGGGGUCGGAGGCCAGGCUCCCUGGGGGGUCGGAGGCCAGGCUCCCUGGGGGGUCGGAGGCCAGGCUCCCUGGGGGGGAAGCGGAGGGGAGGAGGGAGUGGUGGGAGAGUCUGGGGGGUGAACGCAGUCUGAGCCGUCUGCUGCAGGGCUACAAGCUGAGGAGGCAGAGCCAGAGCCAGCAGGGCCGGCUCAACCUCUUCAUGGCGGCCCCGGAGCGGCGGGCCCCCCCAGACCCCGCCCCCCUCAGACACUCUGUGAGCGUGGGUUCCGAGGGCCUGAGGCCGGAGAGGUCCCGGUCGGGGUCCACGGCCAGCGGCUCCAGCAGCACCCUGAGGGACCAGCAGGCCCAGACCCAGGCGUGGACCAACAUGGUGCUGGCGGUCCUCAGCCAGGUCCUCCUGCUGGGGGACUCCUCCUUCGUGGCACUGCAGCCCCUCUUCUACCCCGUCUUCAGCCGGCUGACCGGCCGCGCCCAGGACCCCCACCUCCGCGCCGCGCUGCAGGCCUGGCUGCUGCGCCUGGGGACGCUCUACGACAUCACCCCCUGAUGACAUCACCACCCCGCCUGAUGACAUCACCAACCCCGCCUGAUGACAUCACCCCCCCCGAUGACAUCAUCAUCACAAUCCCUGAUGACAUCAUCCCCCCCCGAUGAGAUCCUCACCGCUGAUGACAUCAUCCCCCCCCGAUGAGAUCCUCACCGCUGAUGACAUCAUCUCCCCCAUUGACAUCAUCACUGUCAUCACUGUCUGGCAGCUUUCUACCUGUCUGUGUACCCGUCUGACCCCUCUGUGUCUGUGGGUCUGCCUGUCUGUCUGCUCGGCCUCCUGAAUAUGUCCUCUUUAUGAUCUGAACUGUAUUCAUACAAUGCUGAUUAAACUAUUAACUCUUCACAAA
Messenger RNA from Gadus macrocephalus (Pacific cod), 5461 nucleotides. It is a transcript of the gene arfgef3, whose product is annotated as ARFGEF family member 3. Gene Ontology annotation, biological process: regulation of ARF protein signal transduction. Gene Ontology annotation, molecular function: guanyl-nucleotide exchange factor activity. The record is from RefSeq and is a predicted model, not a curated record. Lineage: Eukaryota; Metazoa; Chordata; Actinopteri; Gadiformes; Gadidae.